AUGGUACUGACCAAAGAGUGCAGUGCUUUAGUCCAGAAUGAACUACCAAGGAAGAUGCCAAAUCCAGAGAGCUUUCAGAUUCUAUACACUAUUGGAAAUAUCACUCUUGACAAAACCCUAUAUGAUCUUGGAUUAAGUUUAAAUCUGAAACCUUCAUCUGUGAUGAAGAAGCUAGGAAUCCAAGAGGCACAAGCAACAAGGAUUACCAUACAAAUGAAUGACCAGUCUUUGAGGCAAACACACGAGCUAGUGGAGAACGCAAUGGUAAAGGUUGGAGAGCUCUUCUUUCCUGCAGGCUUUAACAUGGGAGAGGAUGCGAAUGACUCCAUCAUUUUUGAAACCUCACUCUUGGCCACUAAAAGAGCCCUGAUAGAUGUCGAGCAAGGAGAGAAGGCACUGAGGUUGUAUGAGGACUAG
Arachis duranensis is the source of this 417-nucleotide messenger RNA. RefSeq lists its product as uncharacterized. The transcript has a single exon. Lineage: Eukaryota; Viridiplantae; Streptophyta; Magnoliopsida; Fabales; Fabaceae. The coding region runs from base 1 to 417 and encodes 138 amino acids. The record is from RefSeq and is a predicted model, not a curated record.